This is a messenger RNA of Saccostrea cuccullata (small rock oyster), 1338 nucleotides long. Its product is annotated as methylglutaconyl-CoA hydratase, mitochondrial-like. The transcript is spliced from 9 exons. Gene Ontology annotation, molecular function: catalytic activity. Lineage: Eukaryota; Metazoa; Mollusca; Bivalvia; Ostreida; Ostreidae. Gene Ontology annotation, cellular component: mitochondrion. The record is from RefSeq and is a predicted model, not a curated record. The coding region runs from base 45 to 938 and encodes 297 amino acids. Gene Ontology annotation, biological process: fatty acid beta-oxidation.
GGGUUUUAACAUUUAGUGACGCAAGCACUUGUUCCGGAGGUGGGAUGGCGGCGUUUACUUUGAAGCGAAUGCACCUUUUGUGCAGAAAUGCACACUGUAAAUCAUUUCUUGGGAGUGUCAUUCGACGUGCACAGUUGUCAACACUAGACAGUGUGAAAAACAACGAACAGUGCAAAUUAGAAUAUCUUGGCGGGGACAACAAAGGUAUUGCUGUUAUUUCUAUGAACAGACCAGAAGCCAAAAACGCCCUGGGGAAGCAGUUUUUGAGAGAGUUUUCAGACUGUGCAGAAGUUGUGAAAUUUGACAGAUCUCUCAGAGUGGUAAUUCUCAGGAGUUUAGUCAAAGGGGUUUUCUGUGCAGGAGCAGACUUGAAGGAGCGAGCUAAGAUGACAGACGCUGAGACUGGACCAUUCGUGGCGGGAUUACGCGCCAGCGCCUCAGAGGUGGCUAACCUCCCCAUGCCUGUGAUAGCCGCCAUUGAUGGCUACGCAUUAGGUGGCGGGCUAGAAGUGGCCCUAGCUUGUGACAUCAGAAUAGCAUCGGAUGACUCUAAGAUGGGUUUAGUGGAAACAAGACUGGCCAUCAUUCCUGGUGGGGGGGGCACACAGAGAUUAACGCGCGCCAUUGGUCCUGCCAAGGCUAAGGAGCUGAUCUUCGCCGCCCGCAUGUUUACGGGGAAGGAGGGGGAGCAGAUGGGGGUAGUGAACCACAGUGUGGAACAAAACUCGGAGGGGGACGCAGGUUAUCAGCGGGCGCUGAAACUGGCGCAGGAGAUCCUCCCGCAGGGUCCUGUGGCACUGAGAGCUGCUAAGUUUGCCAUCAACAGAGGAAUGGAGGUGGAUAUUUCUAGUGGUUUGUCUUUCGAGGAGGCGGGAUACUCACAGGUAAUUCCUACCAAAGACAGAAGAGAGGCAAUGCAGGCGUGGCUAGAAAAAUGAAAACCCGAGUACCACGGUUACUGAUUGUUGUCAAGGCAACCUGAAAGAUAAUUGUAUUAUCCAGGCAACCAUAAAGAUGACUGUGUUGUCAAGACAACCAAUGAGAUGAAAAUCUUUUUAAAUGAUUAUUUAUCCCAGAGCUAAUUGCAUUGAUAAACAUAUAUUGUAAAUACAACAUUUAGCAAGCAGAUAGUAUUGACCAUAAAAAGUUUGUUGAAUUUUAAUUAAAAAAUUAUUAUUUUUAAACUUUUACUUUGCAACUGUUUGUUAUUGUUGAAAAUAUGUGUUCAUUUAUUAUAUUUUUUUGCAUAAUAAUUCGUCAGUAUGAAAUCUAUCUGUGACAAUUAAUUUUCACAACUGAAUACAGUCAAGCAAAAUAAAUGUUUUGUGACAAAUAUUA